Eublepharis macularius is the source of this 3101-nucleotide messenger RNA. RefSeq names its product forkhead box L2 (gene FOXL2). The transcript has a single exon. Gene Ontology annotation, biological process: cell differentiation; regulation of transcription by RNA polymerase II; anatomical structure morphogenesis. Bases 1 to 1149 code for a protein of 382 amino acids. NCBI's taxonomy places the organism in Eukaryota, Metazoa, Chordata, Lepidosauria, Squamata, Eublepharidae. The record is from RefSeq and is a predicted model, not a curated record. Gene Ontology annotation, molecular function: RNA polymerase II cis-regulatory region sequence-specific DNA binding; DNA-binding transcription factor activity, RNA polymerase II-specific.
AUGAUGGCCACGGGCUACCCGGAGCCCCCUCCCGAAGAGACGGUGGCGCUGCUGCACGCGGCCAAGGAGCCCGGCCUGGGCGGCGAGCCGGGGGCCAAGGGCGAGCUGAGCCCGGCUCCCAGCAAGGCGGCGGCCGCCGGAGCCGGGGGCGGCGGCGGCGGCUCGUCGGAGAAGGGCGACCCUUCGCAGAAGCCGCCCUACUCGUACGUGGCGCUGAUCGCCAUGGCCAUCCGCGAGAGCGCCGAGAAGCGGCUGACGCUGUCGGGCAUCUACCAGUACAUCAUCGGCAAGUUCCCCUUCUACGAGAAGAACAAGAAGGGCUGGCAGAACAGCAUCCGCCACAACCUCUCGCUCAACGAGUGCUUCAUCAAGGUGCCGCGAGAGGGCGGCGGCGAGCGCAAAGGCAACUACUGGACGCUGGACCCGGCCUGCGAGGACAUGUUCGAGAAGGGCAACUACCGCCGCCGCCGCCGCAUGAAGCGCCCCUUCCGCCCGCCCGCCGCCGCCGCCGCCCACUUCGCGCCCGGCAAGGGCCUCUUCGGCGCCGCGGCCGAGGCGGCGGCGGGCUACGGCUACCUGGCCUCGCCGCCCGCCAAGUACCUGCAGGCGCCCUUCCUCAACGCCGCCGCCGCCGCCGCCGCCUCCUGGUCGCUGGCGCAGGCCGCGCCGCCCCAGCCGCCCGCCUCCUACGCGGCCUGCCAGAUGGAGGGCGGCGGCGGGGCGGCCGGGGGCGGCGGCGGCGGCAGCCCGGUCAGCCCGGGCAAGGGCGCGGCCUGCCUCUCGCCCGCCGGCUCGCCCGCCGCCGCCUACGGGCCAUACGCGCGCCUGCCCACCAUGGUGAACUCCUACAACGGCAUGGGCCACCCGCACCACCACCCGCACGCCCACCACCACCACCAUCCGCACGCCCACCACCACCACCACCACGCCGCCGCCGCGCAGCAGCUGGGCGCCGCAGCCGUGGCCGCCGCCGCCGUGGCCGCCGCUGCCUCGGCCGGCAGCCCCGCGCCCCAGGCGGCGCCCAACGGAGCCCCCGCCGGCCUGCAGUUCGCCUGCGCGCGCCAGCCGCCCGAGCUGGCCAUGAUGCACUGCUCCUACUGGGACCACGACGGCAAGCACGGCGCCCUGCACUCCCGGAUAGACAUCUGAGCCCGGCCCGGCCUCCGCUGCUGCCCGCGCGGCUCGCCCGCCUCCUGCGACGCGCCAGGGACCUGCGGUGCCCCCGGGAGAGAACCGCGCGCUCUAGAGAAUCUGUGGCCUUUGGGGAAAAGUCUAAGCUCUGCUCCGGGGCUGCGCCAAGGCCGCGUAAGUGCCGAGAAUUUUGUCUCUCCCCCAGCCCCCUUCUUUUUCUUUAGCAGCUUCGCUUUCUGGUCGUAGGCAGCACAAACGUUUCAGGUGCGGCGUUUUUGCAACCGACACCCACGCGCGCCCAGCUCGCUGCUCUCCUGUCCAUUUCCUUGAAACUGACACUCUCCUGCAGAAGUAACCAAAGCGGCCGAGUUUGCUUUUACCUGACGGGUUCACCAGCGGCAUGUUGGUCUCGUUUAUUUCACGCGCAAUUACUUUCCUUUCCGUGUAUGCAAGAGGAGUUACAGAAAAAAUGGAGGGGAAAUUCUAGUUCGAUAAGAACUGAAUAAUAAACUUGACUAAGGGAUAUUUCUUUAUUGCUACAGAUUUGAGAGCUGUGCAGCACAGUCUUUAAGACAUGUUUAUUCAGAAGCAAGUCCUGUGGAGCUCAAUGGGGCUUAUUCCCUAGUAAAACUGUUUAGGACGGCUGCGUUAGUUUGUUAGAUCAUUUGUAUUGAUGAGUUACGUUUAUAUCUCUAGCAAUGGCUAUUAUCGAUACGGAUAUAAACAUGACGAAUCAAUAACGUGAUCCGGGAUCUGGACCAUCUAAAGUAAUCAAAUGUAAUCCUUAAGGGACCAAUCCUGAAAAAGCCGGAAAUGUUUACUUUGAAGUAUGUCCUAUUUAAAUCGAUGGGACUUAUCCGCCAAAUCAAGACAUCUCGUUGGAUUGUCCAGUAUUUAUGUCUCAUUGAGUUUAAGAGGAUUUAAGCAAGCCUGCGCAGUUGUACAACCAUUGACAUUUUGGGGCCAGGAUUGCAUCUAAUAUCUUGAACAGAGCUAAGUCAAACCAAAGUGUAAAACCCGCUGAUUUCAGUGGAUUUCUAAGUAAUGUAGACAAUCUGACGGAACAAUCCUAGAGAAUCCGACUCAAGUCUACUCAAUGGGGCUUACUCGCAGAAAAAAAGUGCCCUUACAAUUGCGCUAUUAAGCACACUUUUUUGAACACGAAUCCAGGUAAAACGGUGGAGAUUAAAUUCCCACACAGAUCGAAUUUAUAGGGGACGAAGUGGGUUUAUCCCGAGUCAGUUUCAACCCGAGGCUCAAUGCACCUGCCUGAAGCUCUCUCCCUUCUACUUCAAUGGGUUCUCGUUCUAAAUAUGUUUAGGGUGAGGAAUGAGCUCCAAGUCACAAAUAAGUUUAAGAUCCCGGUACAGAUAUUUAAAUGAAAGCGCUUCAUUAAAAAAAACCCUAAUCUAUCUUCAAUCUCCAGUCACUGCUAUAAAAAAUACUAAUUUUCUGAGAAUAGUUGGUGCGGAAAUAAAGCGAAAGACUCCUGGGCUUCCCGGCUUGUUUUUGGUCCUGUGUGUCAGAACAGAAGACGGUUCUGAUUGCCUGGGAGGAAAUUUGCACUUCUUUUUUCAAACCUGCCUUUCUGUCCAAAUAGUACUUACUUGGGGACUGUAUUCGAGUAAGCUCCGCUUUUCAAAGUGUCCAGUAGCCAUGCUGAUUUUAUUUGAGAUCACUUUGGGGAGCAAUAAAUAGAUAUAUGUGUGUAUAUAUGUAUUUUUUUAAGUAGAAGAUGUCUUCUCAAGAUAGAGUAAUUUUAUACGUCUAAAAUUAUAUUUGGACAAAAUGAGACUGUUCCACGAUAUUAUUAUUGAUAGUAAUAACAAUGGAGACUUAUUUUUCCAAGUACAGUAUUGUAUAUUAUUUUUCAAAGAAUGUUAAAGAUAAUUUUGGUAUUUUUGACCCAGAAGCUCUUGAUACUUGCUAGGCUGUUUUCAGAGUCUUUUUUUUUUUAAGUUGGGGUCCCU